Annulohypoxylon truncatum is the source of this 1127-nucleotide messenger RNA. RefSeq lists its product as uncharacterized. NCBI's taxonomy places the organism in Eukaryota, Fungi, Ascomycota, Sordariomycetes, Xylariales, Hypoxylaceae. Bases 47 to 817 code for a protein of 256 amino acids. The record is from RefSeq and is a predicted model, not a curated record. Gene Ontology annotation, cellular component: nucleus. Gene Ontology annotation, molecular function: protein binding. The transcript has a single exon.
GUAUAGUAGAGCUGGCCGUAAUGACUGGAACAUACUUAACCCACAGAUGAGUGCGGUUGUAGAUGAGCUUAUCAAAGCCUGCGGGACAAGCGACACAAAUUGCGCAUCCGCAGGUAGUGAUUGGAAUGUGGUAUACCGACAAUUCAGCCGCUACAACCAUUCAUGCGCCCCGACCGUUAACUGGAAUAUCUCUGUCAGGCGACGCAGAAUGCAGAUGACAACAACAGCUGACAUUAGGCCCGAUGAAGAACUUUAUGUCUCCUACGAUUGGACCGCAACCAGCGUCUCAGACCCUAUGAGUUUGAAGGAAAGGCGAAGGCGUCUUAAACAGUGGGGGUUUACGUGCGCUUGUACCAGGUGCAUGGAAGAGGAAAAGGGUAUUAAGUUACCAUUGCCACCGGCACGUGGCUCAGAAGAUGAACUAUACAGUGAAUCGUCAUCAAGCUCCAGCUGGUCCGGUACCGAGUUCUAUCCACAGGAAGAUGGCUCGGAGGAUGAACCGGCAAAACCAUAUUCUGCACCCCAAUACACAUACACAGAGAUCCCCGAGACAUAUCCCACAUUCCAAUCAGCGCUGAGAUCCAAAUUUCCAACGGCAGAGGAAAUCAUGGAGACACUCAAUGCAUUUCAAAAGGCACCGCACCACAUGCCAAACCCAUCGUUCUUGUGGCAAGAGAAUAGUGAGUCUUCAAACCCGGAAAUCGUUGGGAGACAGUUGAUGAUGAACCAUAAUUUGACGAAAGAAGUGGCCGAUUUAUCGGAGCCGGAAUGGCAUAUGUCAGCACCGAACAGGUCAUAUUUCGCUAAUUCCUAUUAGUAUCGCAUACGAUCGUCGACUCUUCUUGGUUAGUUGCAUAUGUUUAGUCUGUUUAAUGUGUUUCGGAGGCGUAUUAGUACCUAGGUAAGUAGUUAAAAUUUACAAAGAAUGCUCACAAGAUACCUAUUUACGUCUAUUGUCUAACGUUGCCAUCCCAUUCAUCCCAUGUCUUUGUGGAUUUGUAGUGAAAGGAGUUUCGCAUGAAAAGCGCCGCACGAUUUGUGGCAAACCAUUCAGCCCAAAAUCCCAUAUCGGAUAAAAUCAAGAGUCUGUUCUUACUCAAGCUACCUAGGUGCAGUACAUAAUAUGG